Caenorhabditis angaria is the source of this 6926-nucleotide messenger RNA. NCBI's taxonomy places the organism in Eukaryota, Metazoa, Nematoda, Chromadorea, Rhabditida, Rhabditidae. The record is from the annotation of a GenBank genome assembly.
AUGUAUACGCCGCUUGAUCCAGAAUUCCAGCCAAAAAAUCUGAAAAAUCGUAUGUACUAUAUUCUGGCCGCAUUUCUAUGUACCUUCAUCAUAUUUUUCAGUCAUUUUAAUGGCGGGGCUGAAAAUGACGUGGAGAACUCUCUGAGAGAAGAUGUCACACCGGAAUUCUACAAGAUUUAUGGUUAUGAUGGUCCGAUGGAUGAGUUGGAUAAUCUAGAAGCUGAACCUGAGUCACCAGUGAGUUCUGAAAACCUACUUGAAGCCUCUGAAUCCUGAAUCCUGAUUCAGAAAUUCGAAAAGAUCAGCAAUACCAUUCACAACUUGAUCAACACCACUGAAAUCUGCGAUUUCACUUCCACAAAUUUUGUGGCAAAAAAUUCGGAAAAAAUCCUGCGGGGCUUCAAAAAAUGCACAGUUCCCAUUUUCGAAUCAUUUUCCGAUAAUCACACGAGAUUUUUCGAUAAUUGGGUGAAUUCCUCGAGAAAAUGUGAUUAUAUUGAUGAAUUUCGGAAUUUGAAUCUUCACGGAUUGUCGAAUAUUGAUGAGAUUAAGUGGUUGAUUUAUCCGAAAUGUGUGAGUUUUGAGAAAUACAACGAUACUCCGCGUUUACACCGAUUCUUGAUACCUGAUUCGUGAUUUUUGGCUCGAAAAUUUCAAAAUUUUCUAGUUUCUCGGCUAAUUCUCAAGGUUCCAGGUUGAAAUUUGAACAAAAAAAUCAUUAAAAUUUGAAUUUCCCGAUUCUCGCGCCGAUGGGUGUAAAUGUGGUGUAGGCGGUUAGUGCCUACAUCGUUGACUUGAAGGUCGCGGGUUCGAGUCCGCCUGGCGACUUUUCUGAAUUUUUUUCAGAAAAAAAUUUCACUGUUUCAAAAAAUUAUGAAAAUUUGAACAGUUUGAUUAAAAUUCCCACGUGGCAAAAUUCCAACUACAGUAACCUAGAACAGUUUUGAUCCACAAAAAAAAACUUUUUUUUUUGAACUACAGUAAUUUGUUACUGUAGUAAAUUCCAAAUUUUCUAGAAAAAAUCAAAAAAAAAUUUUUCACUGUUUCAAAAAAUUAUGAAAAUUUGAACAGUUCGACUAAAAUUUCCACGUGGCAAAAUCCCAACUACAGUAACCUAGAACAGUUUUGAUCUACAAAAAAAAUUUUUUUCUGAACUACAGUAACUUAGAAAAAAAUUAUUUUUUACUGUAGUAAAUUCUGAAUUUUCGAGAAAAAAAUCAGAGAAAAAAUUUUUCACUGUUUCAAAAAAUUAUGAAAAUUUGAACAGUUCGCAAAAAUUUUCGAUAUUUUCACAUUUUUUUUUUGAUUUUGCAACUACAGUAAUCUAGAACAGUUUUGAUCUACAAAAAAAAAUUUUUUUUUUUGAACUACAAAUUCUGAAUUUUCGAGAAAAAAAAAUUUCACUGUUUCAAAAAAUUAUGAAAAUUUGAAGAGUUCGAUUAAAAUUUCCACGUGCCAAAAUUCCAACUACAGUAACCCAGAACAGUUUUGAUCUACAAAAAAAAAUGUUUUUUUCGAACUACAGUAACAAACAAUUUGUUACUGUAGUAAAUUCUGAAUUUUCUAGAAAAAAUCAGAGAAAAAAAUUUCACUGUUUCAAAAAAUUAUGAAAAUUUUAACAGUUCCCAAAAAUUUUUGAUAUUUUUAAAAUUUUUAAUUUUAUUUUCCAACUACAGUAACCUAGAACAGUUUUGAUCUACAAAAAAAUUUUUUUUUUGAACUACAGUAACAAAUAAAUAAUUUGUUACAGUAGUAAAUUCUGAAUUUUCCAGAAAAAAUCAGAAAAAAUUUUCACUGUUUCAAAAAAUUAUGACAUUGAAAAAUUUUUGAUAAAAAUUUCCACGUGGCGAAAUUCCAACUACAGUAACCUAGAACCGUUUUGAUCUACAAAAAAAAAUGUUUUUUUGAACUACGGUAACAAAUAUUUUGUUACUGUAGUAAAUUCCAAAUUUUCUAGAAAAAAUCAGAAAAAAAUUUUUACUGUUUCAAAAAAUUAUGAAAAUUUGAACAGUUCGCGAAAAAUUUCAAUAUUUUCAAAUUUUUUUUUGAUUUUUCAACUACAGUAACCUAGAACAGUUUUGAUCUACAAAAAAAAAUGUUUUUUUGAACUACGGUAACAAAUAUUUUGUUACUGUAGUAAAUUCCAAAUUUUCUGGAAAAAAUCAGAAAAAAAAUUUUCACCGUUUCAAAAAAUUAUGAAAAUUUGAACAGUUCGCGAAAAAUUUCAAUAUUUUCAAAUUUUUUUUUUGAUUUUUCAACUACAGUAACCUAGAACAGUUUUGAUCUACCAAAAAAAAUUUUUUUUUGAACUAAAAAUUCUGAAUUUUCUAGAGAAAAUCAGAAAAAAAUUUCAUUGUUUCAAAAAAUUAUGAAAAUUUGAAGAGUUCGAUUAAAAUUUCCACGUGCCAAAAUUCCAACUACAGUAACCUAGAACAGUUUUGAUCUACAAAAAAAACUUUUUUUGAACUACAGUAACAAUUUGCCACGUCAUAACUCUGAGAAUCAAAGUAGCUCAGCUGGUUAGAAGUUGAAUUUCUGACUUGCCUAAUUAGAAGCCUGGGUUCGAAUCCUAGUGCCUGCGAACGUUUUUUUUCCAAUUUCCAGCAAGAAGAAAACAUCCACGUGACCCUUGGAGUUGGUCACGAUGUUCAAGCCGAACUCAAACUCAAAAAACAUCAACCCAACACAAAAUUCUACGCCGUCGAUCCGAUGAUCGCAAUAAACUACGAUCUAGUCACAGAGCAACUAAAUGGCUCAUUUUUUGCCUUUGCCUUAGCAAAUGAGACGAGAAUGCAGAAUUUUACAGUGAAAGAGAAGACGGGUAAACAAAAAGUUUUGAGGGGGAACUUCGGCUAACUCGAAAAUAUUUCAGGGUAUGUGUUGAAACCCGUAGCGACUUUAGACAUUGGAUAUUUUUUCGAAAAUCUCCUGGUGCUUCCCAAAAUCGACACACUGUUUUUGGACAUUGAGGGAGGCGAGAAUUAUUUUCUGGAAUAUUUUGAGAAAAAUGGGAAAUUUGACGAAAUUGGCAUGCAAAUUUGCCAAUUCAACAUUGAAUUUCACAAUGUGAAAUAUGAAUAUCAGGAUAGGAUUUAUGCAUUUUUGGGGAAGAUAAUUGAUGAUGAGCGGUAUAUAUUUUUGAGGCCUUCGAAUCAUCGAAAAGGUUAUUUUAAGAUGUAUUUUGUGAAUGUUGAGAAUGAGGAAUGUGUUAGAAAAUAUAUUGGCUGAAAAUUUUUGAAAUAAAGUUUUUUGCUUUUCCCAGAAAAAUUUGAGGUAUCGCAUAUAAAACCAACAUUUCCCCACGCUCUCAAAAACACAAGCGUGUACGAGUGGUUAACACGUGCGCCUCUCGAUCACACCGUUUUGCGGGAUCCAGGUUCGAUCCCUGGUGAAGGCGAAAUAUUUUUUUUUAAAUUUUUUUCUGUUGAAAAUAUGCAUUUUGAAAAUCCUGUCUAUUGUUUCAUCUUUUCCUAAUCCCCGUGAAAAUCAGAAAUUUGCAUAUAAUUUCUGACCGAAAAAAAAGAUAGACAAGAUUACAAUCAAAGAAUUUUUGCGCACCCAACCUGAAUUUCACAACAUAACACAAUUUUCACCCUAAAAAUGAAAUUCUCAAAAAUUCCUAGAUUUCUCAAAAUCUUCCUAGUAAACCUAAUAAUCACUUUUAUUUUCUAUCAAAAUUUGACACGCUAUUCUUCUGAGUGGGUAGAAUCAUAUUUUUUAAAAAAAUUCAAAGUUUUUUUUUUCAGAAAUGAGUUACAGUAUCUCGAUUGCUCAGGUUUUAUCAAUAAUUCAAGUUCAGCAAUCGAAAAUUAUGUGAAUUCUGGGAGAAUGAAAUUGGGGUCUGGAAGAGUUACGAUAAAUUUUUCGAUGGAUUGUGAAAGUAUAAUUGAGCGGGUGAAAAAUAAUGAGACAUUUGAAAAUGAGUUGAAAAAUCCAGUUGCGUUUAUUAGAAAUGUGUAUACGGUGAGUUAAGGGAGGACCACUUGACGAUUAGGGUUUAUAGGAGUGGCUCCUAGUCAAAGGGGUACUCCAGGAGUGGCUACUUGAAAGCUAGGUUCUCAAGGUCCGGCUACUUGACAACUAUGUUUCUUAGGAUCGGCUACUUGUCAUUGAAUCUCACAAGGCGCCGUGCCUAGCCCGAGUGGUUUUCUAGGCAUGGCACCUAGCCAGGAGGGUUCUUUAGGCUUGGCUACUUAACAUCAAAUGUCUCAAGGCACCUUACCUAGUCAGAGUGAUUCUAUAGGCGUGGCUCCUAACUAGAAAGGUUCUCUAGGCCUCGCUACUUGACAACUAGGUUUCCUAGACCCGGUUACUUGACAUUGAAUUUCUCAAGGCGUCGUACCUAGUCAGAAAGGUUCUCUAGGCAUGGCACCUAGCCAGAGGGGUACUCUAGACGUGGCUCCUUAUCAGAGUGGCGUUCUAGGCAUGGCUACUUGAAAAUUGCAUUCUGCAGGCUCGGUUACUUGACAAUUGAAUAUCUGAAGGCGUCGUACCUAGUCAGAAGGGUUAUCUAGGUGUGACUACUUGAAAUCUAGGUUUUCUAGACGUGACACCUAGCCAAAAGGGUUCUAUAGGCUUGGCUACUUGAAAAUCGCAUUCUCUAGGCGCGGGACCUUGACAAUCGCAUUCUCUCGUCUCGACCACUUGACAACUAGGUUUCUUAGGCGUGGCUACUUGAUAAUUGCACUCUCUAGGCUCGCCUACUUCACAACAAGGUUUCCUAGGCCCGGUUACUUGACAUUGAAUCUCUCAAGGCGCCUUACCUAGUCAGAUGGGUUAUCUAGACUCGGCUACUUGACAACUAGUUCUUCUAGACGCGGAUACUUCACAACUAGGGUUUCAAGGCUCAGUCACUUGACAUUAAAUGUCUCAAGACGCUAUACCUAGCCAGCAAAGUUCUCAAGGCGCCGUACCUAGCCAUAGUGAUUCUCUAGGCGUGGCUUCUUGCUAGAAGGGUUCUCUAGACUCGGCCACUUGACAUCUAGCUUUCCAAGGCUCGGCUCCUAGUCAUUGAAUUUCUCAAGGCGUCGUAUCUAGCCAGAGGGCGCUCUAGGCGCGGGACCUUGACAACUUGAUUUUCUAGGCUUCGCUACUUGACAAUUGAGUUUCUCAAGGCGCAGCUCCUAGCCAGUAAAAUUCUCUAGGCUCUCCUACUUUUCCAGACCUACGAAUUCCAAGAAAUGCUUCUCACCUCAAUCUACCAUCCCUCAAACACAUAUUGCUAUUCCAUCGACCAAAAAUCCGAAAAAACUGGAAUAUUCGAAAACCUCGCUCAACUCUCCCGAUGUCUCCCGAACAUCAUUCUAAAUCCAAUCACUUAUGACUUCAAUUCGGAUGGAUAUUUUCAAGAUCGCGCCAAUUUCAAAUGUCUAGAAUUGAUUUUGGCUAGGAAAUGGGAACAUGUGAUAUUUCUACAGAAUAAUGACCUUGUUAUCAAAUCUGUUGAGGAGUUAGCUGAACUCAGUGAGAUUUUGAAGGCGAAAAGUUUGAUGGCUGUUCAGGAACCUUUUGAAGAUCGCUGGAUUCAUGAAGCAGAUUGGACUCCAAAAGGAUUGAAGCUUUUUAAAAAUGGUGGGCUUUUCUUUCAGGGAAAGCUUAAAAAAAAUAAAAAAUAUUUUUUUUGUAGAAUCAAAAGUGCCCAGAGAAAUAUUAGAAAAACCUCUGCGAAUUUGGAAAGGUUUCAAUCAAGUGAUUUUGUCGAGAAUUUUUGUUGAAUCGAUUUUUGAGAUGUUGGAUUUGGAGGGCAUUUUGGAAUUGUUCAAUCAGAAAGAGGUGAUUUUUUUGGGGAAGAAUUUUGGGCUGAAAAUCGCUGAAAAUUUGGGUCUAGCAAUGAUUUUUAGGCUUCUGGAACAUUUUUGAGAAAGUUCUAAAAAGUUCUAGAAUCCGAAAAACUUGUUUUGGACUGAAAUUUUGUGCUGAAAAUGCUGAAAAUGUUGGUUUUCAGGAAAUUUUGGUAUUUGUGUGAUUUUCAGCACGAAAUUUGGGUCUAGAAGUGUUUUUCGGGCUUCUGAAACAUUUUUUUGAAAAAAAAUUUCAAGAUUUCGUAAUAAGUAAGUUCCAGAAGCCAAACAUUUUGCUCUAUACUGAAAUUUCAUGCUGAAAACGCUGAAAAUUUUAGUUUUUAAGAAAUUUUCAGCAUUUCUGUGAUUUUCAGCACAAAAUUUCAGUCUAGAAGUGAUUUUUAGGCUUCUGAAACAUUUUUGAAAAAUUUAAAAAAGUUCUAGAAUUCCAAAAACUUGUUCUAGACUGAAAUUUUGCGCUGAAAACGCUGAAAAUGUUGGCUUUCAAGAAUUUCCAGCAUUUUUAAGCUUUUCAGCACAAAAAUUUGGGUCUAGAAGUGAUUUAUGGGCUUCUGGAACAUUUUUCAAAAAUUUAAAAUUGUUCUAGAAUUUUAAAAACUUGUUCUAGACUAAAAUUUUGUGCUGAGAACGCUGAAAAUUUUUGUUUUAGAGAUUUUCAGCAUAAAAUUCUGAAAAACAAGCUCCAAAAUUUUCCAGAUGUAUGGAGUUGAUGAGAUGUUAGUUCAAACCCUCUACCGCAACAAUCUCGGUUUGGCUGGCCAACCAACUUCCUCCAACUUGAAUACAACAAUCGAAGAUAGAAUCACAAGAUGGUCUGAUUGGAUAUAUCAACCAUCAGGUUAUAAUGAAAUGUGUAGAUCAAAAUUAUUACGUCAUAAUAUUUGUAUAAUGGGUGUGGAAUAUUUGGCGGAUUUCAGAGAAUCGAGUUUUGUUAUAGCUAAUAAGAUUCUAGAAGAUUUCGAUUUGGCGCCACUUUUUUGUAUUCGAGAAGUUUUUCGGGAAAGGAAAAAUAUUUAUAAGAAGGAGGAAAUUUGGAGGAAGGGGACUUCGAAGCUGAUUUUGAAUGAGAUAUUGAAAAAUCAGGAGUUUUUGAAAAUUCACAUGGGUCUAAAUAUGCGGUUUUAG